AUGGCUUCCUAUCUAUCCUACUUCACCUCUCAUACCGCCGGCGCACCCUCGUCCCAAGCUUCGACUCCUAAUGCCACUUCAACGUGGUCGAGCACUUUCUCAUCACGCAUAGCAACCCUGCGAAAGGCCUUGACGAAAGACUCGGAGGAAGAUGAUCCAGACAAUGAAGAUUGCUCCCAUAUCUCAAAUGUCCUACGAGCCUAUUACACGGAAAAAGGCCUGCCCUUUCCUGAAUGGCUUCCACCCGACCCAAAAAAGCCUGUGGCAGCCCCUCCUCAACCACAAGGAUCCUAUGGGCAGUAUAACAACGCGUAUGACCCGCAACACGGUGGUCAGGAAACCCAUUCAAGAGGUUCUUCCGGAGGACGAGCAGGCGGCCUUUCCGACCUUUGGGAUACGGCAUCCGUUCCAGCAGCCGCGCCUGCCCCUCAAAGUCUUAGAGCCGCUCGCAUAACACCGCAGGCCUUGCGAAAUCACGACUCUGGAAGGUCCCAGUCCAGUGGCAGCAGUCAAACGGCGUCGUUUAAUGGCUCUGGCAUUGGAGCCCGACCUCUCCCUAGUCAGAGGGCUGGGAGCUAUCAGACGAAUCCAACAGCCAAUCCAGGUGCGCUGGGAUCUCGUGACCGGCUUCGCGCCCGUUUGCAGGGAGGAGGGAGCGGGAGGAGCAGUCCGUCUGCCGGGUUGAGUGCUGGGACAAAUGUUUAUCAGGGUUCCUACGGUUCACCAGGCGGGAGCCAUACCAACCAGAGUGGAAGUGGCUCAUCUCAGCCCUAUAUGUCGGCGUCUGAGCCUUGGUCUACAGGGUCGCCAGGCGGAGAGCCAUACGGGCACAACACUGGCUCCACGGGAGGUCAUUUGGCUUCCAACCAUCUGGCGAAUCGAGACUAUCGACAACGACCUGGAGGACCAAGAUGA
Molecule: messenger RNA, 915 nt
Organism: Capronia coronata CBS 617.96
Lineage: Eukaryota; Fungi; Ascomycota; Eurotiomycetes; Chaetothyriales; Herpotrichiellaceae
Exons: 1
Coding region: 1-915 (304 amino acids)
Source: RefSeq, a predicted model, not a curated record